AUGAAUUCGGUGGACAAUUGCCGUUUGGCGGCAAGUCUUAUUCGUGAAACCGUGUUCGAUGGUUGCCCUCGGAGGACACCGAAGGACUUUGCUUUUUUGCAAGCGAUUGGAGAAGGAGCGUAUAGUUGUGUGUAUAAAGCGCGAGAAAUAAGAUCCGGAGCUGAGUUUGCCAUAAAAGUUAUCCAAAAAGCCUAUGUGAGCCGUCACCAAAUGACCAAUUCGAUCAUUCGCGAGAAAAACAUUCUCAACUAUCUAACUCAAAUGAGUGGUGGCAACCCAUUUGUUUCGCAACUCUAUACUACAUUUCAAGAUGCUUCGAGAAUGUAUCUUGUGAUGAUGUUCGCGGAAAAAGGGGACUUGCUUGAUGCAAUGACGCAUUUUGGUUCGUUUGAUAUCGGGACUAGCCGAUUCUUCUGCUCGGAAAUUCUAUCGGGACUCGAUUAUCUUCAUCAUUGCAAUAUCGUUCAUCGCGAUUUGAAACCGGAGAACAUUCUCAUCAAAGCUGAUGGACAUGUGAUGAUAACCGACUUCGGAAGUGCCCAAGCUUAUCAAGAUCUGUGCUUGCCGCACAUCGACUUUGGGGAUGAGGAAAACUACUACAAUAGAUCGUGUAGCUCAUCGCCAUUGUUCGAACGCCGUUUCGAGGAGUCUCAUCCGGAUGCGAACAACGGUGGUCAGGGAAGACGCACUACUUUCGUGGGAACUGCUCAGUACGUGAGCCCGGAAAUGCUUUCGGAUGGAGAAGUUGGACCACACUCCGACAUUUGGGCUUUUGGUUGCAUUUUGUAUCAAUGCUUGUCCGGUCUUGCUCCAUUCAGAGCUGUUAACCAAUAUCAUAUGAUGAGAAAGAUCCAAGAGGUUGAUUAUUCGUUCCCAGAUGGAUUCCCACAGAUUGGCCGCGGAGUUAUCAACAAAAUCUUGGUUGGUGAUAUUGACGAGAGAGCGACUAUUGAUGAAGUAAUGGAUGACGUUUUCUUUGAUGGCGUUGAUUGGGACAACAUUAACGAGGUCACACCACCAACGCUUCAUGCGUAUCUUCCAGCUGCAUUCGGCGAACCCGAGUUUUACUCUGACGUCGUUGUUAAGCCAGGACUUGACGAUCACGCAUUGAUUCGCUUGAUGAAUCUCGUACCCGCUACUGAGAAUAAGAAUGAAGAAGGAAAUAACGUCGAAGAAGAACAGAAUGGAAACGCUGCCAACGAGAAUGAGGAAAUCGUUGUUAAGAAUGAUGAGGAAGAAGUUCAUGGGGUUGUUGCCGAUCAAAAAGUUGAGGAGGUCGCUAUUCCACAGGCACCAACGGUGGCUCCAGAACCUGCCGCAGAACCGGUGGUUGAGAAAUCAACUCCGGUCAAGGAAGAGAAAUCAAGCAAGAAGGACGAAAAGAGCCUCGAAGGAAUGAAAAUUGAACCACUAGAGGCUAUCUACUUUGACGGAAACACUGAUGAGCCAUUCGAGUUGAACCCAAGAACUCAAUCGCAAAUUUUGCGCAAUCAUAUUCUUCGACAAAAGAGAUUGGAGAAACAACGUCUUGAGAACCCCUAUCACUUGUUCACCAAUGGUGAGCUUAUCUUGAAGCAGGGAUUCCUCGAGAAGAAGCGUGGUUUGUUCGCUCGUAAAAGAAUGUUCAUCCUCACCGAGGGACCACAUUUGCUCUACGUCGACCCAUCUAAUAUGGAAUUGAAAGGUGAAAUUCCAUGGACUCCAUGCAUGAACAUUGAAAUCAAGAAUUUCGGAACUUUCAUUAUUCAUACGCCAAACCGCGUUUAUUACUUGUUCGACGAGGAACGGCGCGCUUUGGAAUGGUGCCAAGCCAUUGAAAGCCUGAGGCAACGAUAUGAAACUGAAAUUGAGGAAACUUACAAUAACGGUAUUGCCGAUGGCACUUUCUUUACCACUUAUGGAAAAAAGAAGUCUCGCAAGGAGAUCAUGCGAGCGGAGAAGGCUCUUCGUCGUAAGAAGGCCAAGGAGGAGAAGAAGGCUGCUAAGAAGGCCGCUCAACUCGCUGCUCAGGCGGCCAAGCGGAAUUCUCAGUGA
Messenger RNA from Caenorhabditis bovis, 2034 nucleotides. The record is from the annotation of a GenBank genome assembly. NCBI's taxonomy places the organism in Eukaryota, Metazoa, Nematoda, Chromadorea, Rhabditida, Rhabditidae.